CCUGCCUCAAUUAUUGAAGCAAUCAACCAGCUUACGAAGGGCGCUGAGGUGAUGAUGCUCUCAGCUGAGCUGAUGCGCGAUCGGAUUACUAGCCUUGAGAGAGCCAAUGAGGCAGCGUCAGCACGCAAACAGCGUAAGAAAAAGCGUAUACAGCAGAGUGGGGUCUUAACAAAAGGAGCUGGAGAGGAUCUACUCGCUCAACGUGAGGCUGACCAGCAGAUUGCUCGUGAGCAGCGUCAAGGAGGAGAUCAAUCAGGCCUCAGCCGCCAGGCCCUUGCGCGCUGUAAGAAGUGUAAGGAGCCUGGUCAUAACUCACGUACAUGUAAAUUUGAUACUAUAGAAGUUACU
Didymella exigua CBS 183.55 is the source of this 348-nucleotide messenger RNA. RefSeq lists its product as uncharacterized. The annotation marks the transcript as partial. The record is from RefSeq and is a predicted model, not a curated record. Lineage: Eukaryota; Fungi; Ascomycota; Dothideomycetes; Pleosporales; Didymellaceae. The transcript has a single exon.